CCUAUAUGGUAGGAUAGGAUAGGUCGAUCACUUGCUCAUUCAUUCGCCAAGUCUCCCGACAGCGCGCAAGUGACCAUCACUCCUGCCAUGGACUCCCUGCACUCGAGCCUGCACCACCCCGCGCAGCGCGCCUGGAGCGAGCCGCACCUGCACCCGUCGCAGCUCAUGUACCCGCUGUUCGUGACGCUGCGCGCCGAGGACAAGCCGAUCCGCGGGCUCGAGCCGGAGCUGCAGUGGGGCCAGGGCGCGGACGGCAGCUUCGCGUCGCUCGUGGCGCACCUGCGCGCGCUCAUGGCCAAGGGCCUGACCAGCGUCAUGCUCUUCGGCGUCGUGGAGGACAAGGACGCGCGCGGCUCCAUGGCCGAGAGCGACGGCACGCCCGUCAUCAAGUGCACGCGCGCGCUGCGCAAGGCGCUGCCGGAGCUGCUGGUGGCCUGCGACGUGUGCAUGUGCGAGUACACGGACCACGGCCACUGCGGCAUCCUGCGCGACGUGGACGGCGAGCAGGUGCUGGACAACGCGCGCACGCUCGAGCGCCUCUCCGCCAUCGCGCUGGCCUACGCGCAGGCCGGCGCGCACAUGGUGUGCCCGUCCGACAUGAUGGACAACCGCAUCGGCGCCAUCCGCAAGACCUUCAACGAGAACGGCUUCGAGCACGUGUCCAUCAUGGCCUACACGUCCAAGAAGGCCUCGGUCAUGUACGCGCCGUUCCGCGACGCCGUCGAGUCGACGUUCCAGGGCGACCGCAAGCGCUACCAGCACCCCGUGGGCAGCACGAGCCACGCCGCGCUGGCCUUUGAGCGCGACGUGCUGCAGGGCGCCGACAGCGUCAUCGUCAAGCCCUCGCUCUUCUACUCGGACAUCGUGGCCAGCUUCGCCGCCAAGAAGACGGUACCCGUGGUCUGCUACCUCGUCUCGGGCGAGUACAAGAUGGUCAAGGACUACGGCGACUCCACCAACUCGCUCGAGAGCGUCGUGCGCGAGGCCCACCUGGGUCUGCUGCGCGCCGGCGCCAGCGUGCUCAUCACGUACUUCACGCCCUACAUCCUGGACCGCUGCGCCAAGUGGUAGAGAUAUCAGCGAAAGUGGUGGCAGCCGCAGGUAGACGUAGAAGUUGCUAGCCGCUCUCUUCAAUUCAAUCUGUCGUACUCUGAGUAGCC
This is a messenger RNA of Phytophthora sojae, 1160 nucleotides long. RefSeq lists its product as hypothetical. Gene Ontology annotation, biological process: heme biosynthetic process. The record is from RefSeq and is a predicted model, not a curated record. The transcript has a single exon. The coding region runs from base 88 to 1071 and encodes 327 amino acids. Gene Ontology annotation, cellular component: cytosol. NCBI's taxonomy places the organism in Eukaryota, Oomycota, Peronosporomycetes, Peronosporales, Peronosporaceae. Gene Ontology annotation, molecular function: zinc ion binding; porphobilinogen synthase activity.